GAUUUUAAAAUAAAGUGAGAUAUACUCUCGACUCACUUCAAGUUCUCUUGUCUAGAUCUAAUAACUAAGGCAUUCAUAGAUUAACUUAUGCUACAUAUAGAUAUAGAUCUAGAUAUAGAUCUAAAUCUAAAAUCUAUUUAGAAUCUAGGACACGGAGGAUCUAGAUCUAGUCUUAAAUCUAUAUUAGAGACCUAGAUCUAAUUUAUAUUGAUGCUCAAUUGAAAGAAUCAUUAGAAUGUUUACCCGUAAAAAGAUUAACGAAAACAUCGGGCCUCAACAAAGCAAACCUCUGGCAACGAAAAAGGUUAUGGAAGGUCCAGUCAAAGGUGGACAAGCCAAGAUAAAAAGAGCAAUCCCAACCAAAAGAGCAGCUUUUGGAGAUAUUACAAACGCAACCAAAGAGAAACCUGAUGAUUUGAAAAAAAUACCCCUUGCUGUCAAACCUUUGGCUGCCAAACCAUUAAUUGGUAAAAUUCAUCCAACAAUUGGCAACAAUGCAAAAAAUACAAAGAUUACAAGUAAAACAAAGACAGAUUUGAAGAAUAAAGCCAAUACAGCUACCAAUCAUGCUGCUGACUUGCAGGAGAAUUCCAUAUCACGAAGCCAAGCUUUAAAAAAUUUGGCAGCAGGAGUGCCUGAAGAUAGAGUUGAAGAAGAUUUCUCUUUUGUUAUUGUCGAAGAUUCACUUGAAGAGAAGUUACAGGAAGAAUCUGAUAAGACUAUACUAGAUAUUGAUCAGGAGCUUUACACUGAUGUAUUUAAUGUUGGACUCUAUGCUCAGGAUAUAUUUGAUUACUACAGGCGACGAGAGAAUAUGUUUAUCAUUCCACCCUACCUGGAUCGCCAGUCUACAAUCAGUGCUGGUAUGAGGGCUAUCUUAGUUGACUGGAUGGUUGAGGUACAGGAGAGUUUUGAACUCAACCAUGAGACAUUAUAUCUGGCUGUGAAGUUGACCGAUAUAUAUCUGUCUAGGAUUACUGUCAACAAAGAAAUGCUACAGCUCAUUGGGGCGUCAGCCAUUUUUGUUUCAUCCAAAUUUGAUGAACGCUGCCCUCCUCUUAUUGAAGACUUUAUCUACAUAUGUGAUAAUGCUUUUGAUAAAGAUGAGUUUAUCCAAAUGGAGAUGGAGUUACUGAGAAAGGUCAAUUUUGAUCUGGGUGUCCCUAUAUCAUACAGAUUUCUACGGAGAUAUUCAAAGGUGGCUAGACUGUCCAUAGAAACACUGACCUUAGCUAGAUUUAUUUUGGAAAUGUCCUUAAUGGAGUAUGACUUAGUAAAAGAAAAAGACUCUAAAGUGGCUGCAGCAGCACUCUACAUUGCUAUGAAGAUGAGGAAGGAAGGAGUUUGGCAAGGAGACUUAGUGAAAAGUAGCCACUACAAAGUAGAUGAUUUCAAACAUCUUAUUGUAGCCUUGAACAAAAUGCUGUUGUCUCCAGCUGUUCCACAGCUUAACACCAUACGAAGCAAGUAUUCACAUGUAGUCUUUCAUGAAGUUGCUAAAAUUCCACUUAUGCCUACUGAGGAGCUUUUUAACACUAAGUCAGGCACAAAUGAUUGUUCAUGAGGUACACUGAUGGUUGUGUUUGGGUGUGUGUGUCUGUUGACUAGCUUGAAUAUUGACAAGGAGAACUUCCUGUGUGAAGAAAGUUACAAGUUGUAAAAAAAUAAGCACAUCAUAAAAUAGUUAUUUUAUUAAUUUCAUUUAUAACUUCAGGUAGUGUUAUUUUAAUAUUGUAUACGUUUUUCAAUUGAAUUUGUCUUGAUAAGACUGCAUGCAUUUUGUUCAUAAAUAAAUAGCUUUAAGAUUUGUAUGGUGUUUGAUAUUUUUGAAAUUUCAAGUAAUUGAUAAUUGAUUCUAAAUAUUUAAUAACAUACUGAUGUAUAUUUUGUACAAAUAAGCCAAUAUGCUUAAUUAACUUCCUUAUAUUUUUUAAAAUAUUUUUUAUCUCUCAAAAACUACAAAUUCGUCUUUUACUUAGUGGUCUUAACAGAUUUCAGAUUAUUUAGUCAUAUUAGCUGCAGUCUUAUCAAGUUAUUUUAAACAUUGAUAUCAGUCUAAAUUAUAUUUUAUCAAUGGUUUUAUAUUUUAGAUGUUUUUACACAAUAAAGUUGUCUGUUAUAUA
Biomphalaria glabrata is the source of this 2123-nucleotide messenger RNA. Its product is annotated as G2/mitotic-specific cyclin-B3-like. Gene Ontology annotation, biological process: regulation of cyclin-dependent protein serine/threonine kinase activity; mitotic cell cycle phase transition. Lineage: Eukaryota; Metazoa; Mollusca; Gastropoda; Planorbidae. Gene Ontology annotation, molecular function: cyclin-dependent protein serine/threonine kinase regulator activity. The coding region runs from base 236 to 1564 and encodes 442 amino acids. The record is from RefSeq and is a predicted model, not a curated record. Gene Ontology annotation, cellular component: cytoplasm; cyclin-dependent protein kinase holoenzyme complex; nucleus. The transcript is spliced from 11 exons.